AUGAAAAAUUUCAUUCCAAGAGAUACUUUAAUUAGACAAAUGGAAGAGCUUAUAAAUAAAUUAUUAGAAAGAUUAAUAGAUGAAAAAUAGGAAUCUUAAAAACAACUAAUGUAAUCAAUAUAAAAGAAUGAUGAUAAGUCAUUAUUAAAUUAGAAUGAUUAUUUUGACUCAUAAUUAUAACAAUAGGAAUAGGAAAAUAUAAAAUCUACAAUUGAUUAGGGGACCGCUUUAAUUGCUUAGUUAGAAUUAUUCAAAUAACAAUUUGAAAAGGCUAAAUGCAGCUUACUUCUAGUACCACUUGAAAAGAAAGAGUGCUAACAAUAUUUAUAAAAACAAUCAGAACUUCAAAAAAGUAAAGUUUCAGCUUCGUAUGUGAAUAGUUUUAUCAAUUUUAAUAAUUCAGAUAUUGAAAGACAAAAAGCUGAAGAUAUUAAAUAAUAAUUAUAUAAAUUUGUUCAAAACUAAUAAUAAAAUAAUUAACUCAUUUGUGAAACACAUAAAAAAAGAAUUGAAUUUUUAAACUUAUCAAAUGAUCCAAAUAUUUAAUAUAGAACAUUAUGUUCGAGUUGUUCUAAAGGUGGAAUAAAAUUGUCAGAAUUCUUAGAAUAAUAUUUAAUAGAUUUCUUUGAAUUUAAAAUAAAUUCAGAAAAAAAAGGAUCUAUUAUAAAUAAAUAAAUAUAAGAUCUAUCUAAUUUACUUCUUUAAAAAAAAAACAUCAAUCAAUUAUACUCUGAUUUAAAUAUAUCAUUAUAAUCAAGAAUAGAAAUUAUUGAUAGAAUUGCUGGAUCUUAAAUAAAUAAUUUUAAUUAUUUGAAUCAUAUGGCUCAAGAUUAUGUAAAGACUUAAGCUAUUUUUCUUAAAUGGAAGUAAGAAUUUGAUUAGAAAUUAUAAGCAAAACUAAUUGAAGAUUUUGAAGAUGUAUAAGUUCAAAUAUAUAGUAGUAUUCAAAAUUGGGAAGAUGAAAAACUUAAAAUUUCAUAAUCAAUUCAAAAUCAAUAUUACAAAUUAUUAAAUACAAUAUAAUAAACUUAAAUAUGCUAAGUUUUAACCUUUAAUAGAAAUGAUGAAUUGAUAGCAACAGCAAAAAAUAAUGUAAUAGUUAUAUGGAGUUUUAAUAAAGGUUAAAUGAAAUAUAUUACAGAGUUAAAGGGACAUUAAAAAGAAAUAAGUUGUCUAUUAUUUGAUUAGAAUACAGAAGUAUUAAUUUCUGCUGGUGGAGAUGGUGAUGGCCUUUUAAACCUUUGGAGAUAUCUUGGAAAUAAUUAAUGGAUGUUGUAAAAUAAAAUUGAAAAUACUGUAGGCAUUAAAGUAAUAGUUUUUGAUUCAAACAAAAAAUAAUUAAUUGUUGGAUGUUAAAAAGGCAAAAUUAAAAUAUUUCAAUUUUAUCCAGAAAUACCCUUCAUUGAAUUUCUAUAAGAAUUAGAAUUGAAUUCAAAAUAAGCAGUUUUUGGACUUACCCUUAAUAAUUCUAAAACAAAAAUGGUGUCAUGCGGAGCGGAUAUGGUAUUAAGAAUGCAUUUAUUGGAUUCACAAUUUCAAUCUAUCAAUUAAAGAGGUUGUGAUUCUGCAGGAAUAAGGGUAUAAUUUAUUGAUGAAUAAUCCUUUGUAUUAGUUUAAAAGAAUGGGUGGUUGAUUUAUUAUUAAAUUGAAUGGUAAACAAUUAAGGAAAUAUAAAAAAUUUCAUUAUCUUCAGAAAAUCGUGAUUAUAUUUACUCCCCUAUUUAUUAUAAUUCAGUGAAAAGGCUCUUAAUUGUUAAACAUUACAGAACAAUACAUUUUUUACGAAGAUUGAACAAUGGAACUUUUGAAAAGAUAACUUACUUAAAUUAUCAAUCGAAUAUUCUAUAUGCCACCAUAUCAAAUGAUGGAAAUUACUUAGUCACUUGGAUUGAUUAAGAAAAAGAGUAAGAAAUAGAAGACUAAAGAAUUCUACAAUAUCAAAUAUAUGGGUUAUAAUUUUGA
Molecule: messenger RNA, 1962 nt
Organism: Paramecium primaurelia
Lineage: Eukaryota; Ciliophora; Oligohymenophorea; Peniculida; Parameciidae
Source: the annotation of a GenBank genome assembly